This is a messenger RNA of Anguilla rostrata (American eel), 1503 nucleotides long. RefSeq lists its product as uncharacterized. The record is from RefSeq and is a predicted model, not a curated record. NCBI's taxonomy places the organism in Eukaryota, Metazoa, Chordata, Actinopteri, Anguilliformes, Anguillidae. Bases 19 to 1284 code for a protein of 421 amino acids. The transcript has 8 exons.
AGGAAUAGGGCUGUUCCAAUGUCUGUAGAGGAGAGAGACAGACAAGGCUUUUUUUCUGAAAUAAAACACAAAUUAUUCAGAAAGAAAAUGAUUGAACAGAAAAGGCUUGAGGAGGAAUGGAGCAGACGAGAGGAGGAGCUGAUAGAGAGGAUGUUGAAGGCUGUGGUUGACUCAGAGACAGAGGGAUCCACACUGCCAUUCAGGAAGAGGAGAAACAGCUUUCAAUUCCUUCCUCCUUCUUUGAGUGGAGGGACUCCAGCCCCCUCUGAAGCAGGCAGCUCUGUGUGGGAUUAUCUAUCUGCUCAUGAGGUUUCCAGUAAGAAGGUGUCAUGGUGGCUGAAAAGGAGGAAAUCAGUGAGUUCAGCAUCAUCUGGAUAUAGAACACGGAGUUCUGUAGUGAGUGAAGCAGAGGAGCCUGACAGGGUGACCCUGGAAGAGGACAGUAAAAUAGAAAGAAAACAGAAGAGCUUUGAGGAGGAAUGGAGCAGAAGAGAGGAGGAGCUGAUAAAGAGGAUGGCGAAGGCUGUGGUUGACUCAGAGACAGAGGGAUCCACACUGCUAUUCAGGAAGAGGAGAAACAGCUUUAAAUUCUUUCCUCCUUCUUUGAGUGGAGGGACUCCAGCCCCCUCUGAAGCAGGCAGCUCUGUGUGGGAUUAUCAAUCUGCUCAUGAGGUUUCCAGUAAGAAGGUGUCAUGGUGGCUGAAAAGGAGUAAACCAGAGAGUUCAGCAUCAUCUGGAUACGGAACACGGAGUUCUGUAGUGAGUGAAGCAGAGGAGCCUGACAGGGUGACUCUGGAAGAGGACAGUGAGAGGCUUGAGAAGGAAUGGAGCAGAAGAGAGGAGGAGCUGAUAGAGAGGAUGUUGAAGGCUGUGGAUGACUCUGAGACAGAGGGAUCCACACUGCCAUUCAGGAAAAGAAGAGGAAGUUUUGAUUAUCUUCCUCCUUCCUUGAGUGGAGGGACUCCAGCCCCCUCUGAAGCAGGCAGCUCUGUGUGGGAUUCCCAUCCAGCUCAGAAACUUUCCAGUAAGGUGUUAUGGUGGCUGAAAAGGAGUCAACCAGGGAGUUCAGCAUCAUCUGGAUACGGAACACGGAGUUCUGUAGUGAGUGAAGCAGAGGAGCCUGACAGGGUGAUACUGGAAGAGGACAGUAAAAUGGAAAUAAAACAGAAGAGCUUUGAGGAGGAAUGGAGCAGAAGGGAGGAGGAGCUGACAGAGAGGAUGUUGAAGAUUGUGGUUGACUCGAAGAGAGAGGGAUCCACACUGAAGAGGAGGAACAGCUUUUAGUUACUUCUUCCUUCUCUGAGUGGAGGGACUCCAGCCCCCUCUGAAGCAGGCAGCUCUGUGUGGGAUUAUCAAUCUGCUCAUGAGGUUUCCAGUAAGAAGGUGUCAUGGUGGCUAAAAAGGAGCAACCCACAGAGUUCAGCAUCAUCUGGAUACGGAACACGGAGUUCUGUAGUGAGUGAAGCAGAGGAGCCUGACAGGGUGACCCUGGAAGAGGACAGU